Molecule: messenger RNA, 1237 nt
Organism: Apodemus sylvaticus (European woodmouse)
Lineage: Eukaryota; Metazoa; Chordata; Mammalia; Rodentia; Muridae
Gene: Nudt7
Product: nudix hydrolase 7
Exons: 4
Coding region: 76-786 (236 amino acids)
Biological process (GO): nucleoside diphosphate metabolic process; coenzyme A catabolic process
Molecular function (GO): coenzyme A diphosphatase activity; manganese ion binding; magnesium ion binding
Source: RefSeq, a predicted model, not a curated record
UGCGCACGCGCGCGCGUCAGAACUAUUUGCUUCCUGAAGUCUCCAAACGCCGGUAAGAAAGGUUCUGCAGGGCGGAUGCCGCGACCUCGUGAACUCCUGGAGCCUGUCAGAAACAAUCUGAUAGAUGAUGCCAAAGCCCGCUUGAGAAAGUUUGAUGUCGGGAACAGAUAUGCCCACUUGUCCUCUAAUAAAUACUCUGUCCUUCUGCCACUGCUGGCCAGAGGAGGGAAGCUGUACUUGCUGUUCACAGUCCGCUCAGACAAGCUGAGAAGGGAACCUGGAGCAGUCUGCUUCCCUGGAGGAAAGAGGGACCCGGUGGACACGGAUGACACAGCCACUGCUCUCCGUGAGGCCCAGGAGGAGGUGGGGCUGCAGCCCCACCAAGUCGAGGUGGUCUCCCACCUGGUGCCGUAUCAGCUUGAUAAUGAUGCGCUGGUAACUCCCGUAGUGGGUUUUCUAGACCACAACUUCCAGCCCCAACCUAAUGCUGAUGAAGUAAAGGAUGUGUUCUUCGUGCCUUUGGACUAUUUCCUCCAUCCCCAAGUCUACUACCAGAAGCACAUCACACACUCUGGCCACCAUUUCAUCAUACAUUGCUUUGAGUACACAGACCCUGAGACUGGUGUGACAUACCUAAUCAAAGGAAUGACCUCAAAACUGGCUGUGUUGGCUGCCUUAAUUAUUUUGGAAAAGAGUCCUUCCUUUGAGAUUGAGUUUGAUCUCUGUGACCUGAUACCAUCUUGUGAAAAGACCUUUCUUCGUAGAUAUUCUUUAAGCAAGCUGUGAAGACACCAAAACCCAAAAGAACAUACAUUAUGGUUUUUGUGUGAAUUUAUGCUCAGAACAACUGCACCAGCAAGUGGCAUCUGACAGGUGUGACUAUUUUCCUACAAUGUGUGUCUGUAAGGGCCUUGCCUGACUUGUUGUUGCUGCUUUAGAACACUAAAAGUUUUUUCAAAACUGGAAAAAAAUGCACUGGCAGGGAGAGAUGGCUCAGUGGUUAAGAGCACUGACUGCUCUUCCAGAGGUCCUGAGUUCAAUUCCCAGCAACCACAUGGUGGCUCACAACCGUCUGUAAAGGGGUCUGAUGCCCUCUUCUUGUGUUUCUGGAAACAGCUACAGUGUACUCAUAAAUAAAAUAAAUCUUUAAAAAAUGUCACUAUUACUAGUCAUGUUAGGGGUAUCUGUCACAUAAUAAGCACUUAAUAAAUAUUUGUCAAAUAUAUGUCUUACCAUA